Molecule: messenger RNA, 3869 nt
Organism: Neolamprologus brichardi
Lineage: Eukaryota; Metazoa; Chordata; Actinopteri; Cichliformes; Cichlidae
Source: RefSeq, a predicted model, not a curated record
ACUGGCCUAUACCCAUGUGAGCCCCCAGAAACACUGGGUGAGAUAUUGUGCAUUUCCCCUCACCCUGCCCAGCCCUGUGCUUAGCUUGGCUGAUUCUUCCCCUGUGUCGCUUUACUUUGCCCCACUGUCCCCAGACCCCCCUUUUUAAUGCUGCCUCACAGGCAGCUCCAAAUUCUCCAACAUAUGUAAGCUUUCAAUUCAUGCUUAAUUUUUCAUUUUCCACUUUUUAAAACCUUGGACAAGUUCCACCUGUGGAUGUUAUGGGUAAGAAGACAAGGCUGUGACGGUCCAAGUGACAAUGGAAUAAUUUACUACCUCGGACGCUUUUUUUUUCCUGAGAAAGUGGAUUCAAACUGGAUUUACUGGAGCCGUCACCAGUUAAUUCUUCAUGAGGAGGCUUUGUCUCCAAUUUAAAGUAUCCUACCUGAGAUAGUCUACACGUCACAAUGGCUGAAGCCACUGGGUCCAGUGACGGAGCAGCAGCGCCACAGACGAGCUCUCUCAGAUCCAAAGGUCUGGGGCUGCUCAACAAGGUGAAAAUGUCUGUUGAGCUGCUGAUUGCCCUUGCUGCUCUCCUGUCCUGGCUGGUUGUAGGUGUGGUGAUGUUUGACUUUGUUGAGUACAAAGCAGUCCCCGACAUCCAGCAGAUCAUAACGGACCCUGUCCAGGCCGUGAACGACGCCACUGAUGAGUUAUCCAGUCUGCUCAAUAAGUUUCAAGAAUGCGCACCAGAUUUAAGUGACCCCAUGUCAGCUGCCAGAUACGCGGCCGAGGAAAUAUCAGAAGCAAAAGAUGGGUUUGUUCGAUAUUUGUCAGAUGAAGAAGGGAACUUCUACCUCAGCUACAUUGACCCUGUGGUCAUUGGUAGACAAGCUUUCCAUUCAACGAAUGACUUCAUAGGUGGAGCACUGGGUUCCUUCGGGGACACACUGUGUGCUGUUGUGGAUACAUCACUGGAAACCAUAGAAGAUAUUAAAAAAGGAAAAACUGAUCUUGGCUAUAUUGACCCUGUAAUGAUAGGCAGAGGUGUCUUUAAUGCUACUAAUGAGUUCAUGUGUGGAGUGGCGAGCUACAUCCAGGAUGUGCUCUGUUCCAUACUGGACACUACACUGAAUGUAGUGAAAGGAACCGUCGACAUUAGCUUCAUGGACCCUGUGGUAAUAGGAAGAAAUAUAUUCCACGUCACAAAUGACACAGUGAGUGGAAUAUUUGGCUACAUCCAGGACAUGCUCUGUGCCAUCGUAGACAUGACACUGGAUGCAUUCAAAGGAACCACUGACAUUAGCUUCAUUGACCCCGUGGUUAUUGGCAGAAAUGCCUUCAGUGUUACUAAUGACUUUGUGAGUGGACUAUUUGGCUACAUCCAGGGCGUGCUCUGCGCAGUCUUGGAUGUCAUACUGGACACGCUAAAAGAUAUCCAGCAUUCCUUGGGAUUUAGCCCCGUGUCAGUUUUUAAGUCAGCAGUAGAAAUCACCAAAGAGCAGACAAACCUGCUUGCGAGCUACAUCUCCUCAACACUGAUUGGUGAACAAGGAAUCAUGCCUGAAGUGUCCAUUGACCCAAUGAAAGUUGUUGAAGAUGCUGUGUCAGAGCUCACAGACAAGAAGGAUUUGCUCUUAGCUUACAUGUCAAGCAUGAUUGUUGGUGAUCAGGGGGAACCUGUCACCACCCCAGGUGUAAAUGUGGUAACAGAAAAAGAUGAAGCUGUACCUUCCCCAUCUGAUAUCAAUUUAGUAAGAAGGGAAGGGGAAUUUCUGCCUCCAUUUGAAAAAGUUACAGAGAUCACGCGUGCUGCCAAAGAUGAAGCUGCUCCUGCUGCAGAGAUAAAAGAAGACUCUGAGAUGGCACCCACUGAAGCAGAUGUGACAGAGGAAGAUGAUGCGAGACACAUUGAAGAACCAGAACUGAGACCAUCACUGAAGGAGGAGGAGGAAAAGCUUGAUGAUGACACCAAGGAGGAAGAAGAGGAAAAUGGAGAGGGUGAUGAUGACGAAGUUCAAAUAAAGGAUAAUGCAGAACAAUUAAUAAAAGAAAAAGAGCAUAAAGAGGCGAUAGAAGAAGGAGGAGGUGAUGGUAGAGGUGAAGACCAAGAAAAGAGAGACACAAAGACAGAUGAAUUUGCGAUAAUUGUAAAUGAUGAAGUGAUACAGUUAGCAGAAGGGGUGAUAGAAGAUGAAGAGGUGCAGGAGACCAAAACCAAAGACAUUUUGGUAGAAGAUGAUGAGGAGAGCAACACUGAAGAAACUAUUGUGGAUAAACAUGAGAAAACAAAAACUGAAGACAUUUUUGGCCAGGCCAGAACUGACGAUGCUUCAGUAGAACAUGAGGAAGAGGAAGAAGCCAAAACUGGAGAUGAUUUGGUAGAACAUGAGGAGGAAGAAGAAGAAGCCAAAACUGAAGAUGAUUUGGCAAAACAUGAGGAGGAAGAAGAAGAGGCCAAAACUGAAGAUUAUUUGGUAGAGCAUGAGGAAGAAGAAGAAGCCAAAACUGNAGAUGAUUUGGUAGAACAUGAGGAGGAAGAAGAGGAAGCCAAAACUGGAGAUUAUUUAAUAGAGCACGAGGAGGAAGAAGAAGCCAAAACCGAGGAUGAUUUAGUAGAACAUGAGGAAGAGGAAUCCAAGACUCGUGAUAUUUUGGCAGGAUAUGAAGAGGAAGAUAGUGAGCUUCCCAGUAUUUUGGUAGAAGCUGAGAAGGAGGCAGAGGAAAUUCAAACUGAAUACAUUUUUGAAGAUCAAGAAGAGACUAAAAUCAGAGACAGUGAUGAGGAGGAGGAGGAAGAGGAGGAGAAAAAUGAAGAUGUAGUAGAAUAUGAGGAUAGUGGGGAGAAGGGGCCAGAAGAACCUAUUGUAGUAGAACAGGAAGAGACCAACACUGAAGAGCCAUCAAUGACACACCUUAAAAUACUGUUAUCUGAGAAAAUCGGUAAUGACAGCACUGUACCUGAAUCUGCUGAUGGUGAGGAGGAAGAGAAAGAAACUUUUUUUCCUGUUUACGAGGAGGAUGAAUACUCCAACAUCAUUGAUGAUCAUGAUGAAAAUAACAACAACAGCGAAAGCAGAAAGACUGAACCUAAACGAAAGAGGAAGGCCGAUGUUACCCUUGAGAGAUUUGGAGGACUCAAAUUGUCUCACAAAGCAGAAAGCCACAACAAAUAUGAAAAAGUUCUGAAAGAAGCAAAGAAAAGACAUGCAAUAGAAGAAGUUAAAGAUGGCAUUAUUAAAGAUCUCAAAGCUGCAGCACCUGUGAUGGAGAAGAAAAAAGAUAAGGAAGCCAAAGAGUUUGAAACAGUAGAGAUAAAACCAAAAGAAGUAAAACUAAAGGAGAAGCCCGAAGUUGACACAAAACCUCUUAAACUGAAAGAAAAGAAGCCCAAAGAAGAAGAGCCAGUAAAGAAGAUGCUCAGAAAAGAUGUAAAAGAACUGCCCAAAGAAAAGAAAAAAGUUGUCAAACCUAAAGGUGAGAGGGAAGUGAAAGAACCUCCCAAAGGAAAGGACAAGGCGAAAAAACCAAUUCACUCAGAGGUCAAAGCAACAAAACCACCUAAGAAGGAAACAGAUCUCAAGAAGAUUUCCAAAGAAAGGAAGAGGGUGAUGAAACCAGCGAAAGAAGAGGAACAAGUCAAAAAACCUCCCAAACAAGAAAAGGAAAUCAAGAAAACACCUAAAAAAGAGAAAGAAGUCAUUAAAGAUACCAGAGAAGUUAAAGAGGAAAAGGAACCAAUAAGACAAAUAAAGGAACUCAAGAAAUCACCCAAAGAAGAGAAGGAGAGAAAACGUCUUAAAGAAGAGGAAAAAUCUCCCAAACAAGAGAAAAAAGUUAAGAAACCUGUCAAAGAAGAGAAGAAAGAGGAGAAACCUCUUAAAGAAGAG